AUGUACGCGGGCACCACUCAGAAGCACCCUGGCCUUGCAUUGAUUGGGCGUGCAUACAAGGCUGCCAUCUCAAAGUCCGGUAAAGCACAUUUGGCUGCUGUACCCCACCCCCAACCUAACUUCUCUGCACCACUAUUGGCGAUUGGGGACUGUUAUCUUCGGAGCUUUCUUCAGGCAGCAAUGAUGCUCGGUGGGCUGAAUAAGGUUGACUCGAGGAGCCGCAGUCUUGGCGGUGGUGGUGACUACACUCGCUCCCAGGGCAGCAGAAUGAAGAUGCAGAUUAGCCGCCUGGAACGAGAACUUCUUGCACAGCCACCGCCCACCGCUGCCUAG
Morchella sextelata is the source of this 333-nucleotide messenger RNA. RefSeq lists its product as uncharacterized. The transcript has a single exon. The record is from RefSeq and is a predicted model, not a curated record. Lineage: Eukaryota; Fungi; Ascomycota; Pezizomycetes; Pezizales; Morchellaceae. The coding region runs from base 1 to 333 and encodes 110 amino acids.